AUGAUGUUGAACAAAGCGAGGAUUCUCGCACGGUAUGGAAUGACCCAUGCGAAGCAAAAUACUGCUCGAACAACGGGCUUCAGUAUUGUGACUCCAUCGAUCCAUCCCUUCCAUUCUAUGGCGAAGAUCCAACUACAGAAACAAGGUCCACUGGAUCUUUCUUAUGAUGUAAUCAAGAGUGAUACGCCCAGAAAUGGCAAUGUCGAGAAGCCGGGACCGCCCAUUAUUAUACUACACGGCUUGUUCGGGAACAAAUUGAACAACCGGAGUAUCGGCCGAAACCUCAAUAAGCGAUUGGGAAGGGAUGUGUACCUGUUGGACUUAAGAAACCAUGGGUCCUCGCCGCACAGCCCCGUACACAAUUACGGCGCGAUGUCAGAAGACGUGAAGCAUUUCAUCACAAAACACGAACUGAACACCCAGGAUGGGCCCAUUAUAGUGGGUCACUCGAUGGGUGGGAAAGUCGCCAUGAUGCUGGUCCUGAAGAACCCGCAAUUAUGCUCCAUGAUGGUCUGUAUAGAGAAUGCGCCAGUGAGUCUACGCCCCAAUAUCGAGUUUGUCGAGUACAUCAGAGCGCUGCUCGAGAUCGUAAAAGACAACGGCAAGACCAUCCAGACACUAAAGCAAGCAGACGAGCGCCUUGCGGAGAGGAUCGGCGGCAACGAGCUGGUGAGGCGGUUUCUGCUUACGACGCUAAAAAGAGUCAAGACCGAAGGCGCGUUGGGUGCAUCGUCAUAUACGUUUCACGAGCGCAUCCCGCUUGGCACGCUGAAAGACGCCAUCGUGAAAGGCGAGAUUGCGGCAUGGCCUCUUGAUCCCACACACGAACGCUGGACACGGCCAGCACUGUUCAUCAGAGCCACUCAGUCGCAGUACGUGGCGGACGAGUAUCUUCCGCUCAUUGGCUCGUUCUUCCCACGAUUCGAGACACGUGACAUCGAUGCGGGUCACUGGGUGAAUGCGGAGAAGCCUGGAGAAUGCGCCGAGAACAUCGCCGAGUUCGUGGAACGGCACGAGGAUUGA
This is a messenger RNA of Saccharomyces eubayanus, 1023 nucleotides long. It is a transcript of the gene IMO32, whose product is annotated as Imo32p. Lineage: Eukaryota; Fungi; Ascomycota; Saccharomycetes; Saccharomycetales; Saccharomycetaceae. The transcript has a single exon. The record is from RefSeq and is a predicted model, not a curated record. Gene Ontology annotation, cellular component: mitochondrion. Bases 1 to 1023 code for a protein of 340 amino acids.